AUGUUAGGUUUAGCAACUGAGGGGCUCGCCUCAACUUUGAGUACACUUAAAUGGCAAUCAACAAAUGUCCAGGCGCUGGGCGGGGGCGGGUGCGGGGGCGGGCGCGGGGGCGGGCGCGGGGGCGGGCGCGGGGCGGGCGCGGGCGGAGGGGAGCUGGGCCAAACUGCAAGUAAUUUAUGGGCCGCGCGGGAAAUUACCGCGUGGACUCACACG
Molecule: messenger RNA, 213 nt
Organism: Brenthis ino (lesser marbled fritillary)
Lineage: Eukaryota; Metazoa; Arthropoda; Insecta; Lepidoptera; Nymphalidae
Source: the annotation of a GenBank genome assembly